Equus caballus (horse) is the source of this 7194-nucleotide messenger RNA. Lineage: Eukaryota; Metazoa; Chordata; Mammalia; Perissodactyla; Equidae. The record is from RefSeq and is a predicted model, not a curated record.
GAGCGCGCCCGCUUUUCCCGGGCGAGCGGGCGGUUGUGGGAGGCUCAGUGGCUGGCCGCCCCGUCACGUAGGUUACGCACACACUCACUCCCCAGGGGCCGCCCGGAGCCCGCCCAGGCAGCUGCGCCCUCCUAGACCGGGGCACCCCGGAGGCGGGGGCCGCGAUGUUGCGGGUCUGGGGUCCGACCGAGGUGGAGCUGACCAGGGACUGAGAAGAGCCUGGCCGAGGCGGGGCUGAGCACGAAGCCCUUCCCCGCCUAUCGGGCUGUGGGGUUCCCGCCUGCCGAUUUCCAGUCAUCGGGGUCGCGCUUCUCGCUGGAACCCCUGAACUCCGUGCCCCUGAACUCCCGGGCCCCCUGCGGGAAUGUUCAAAAAUGCGUACCAGGGAGGUGCAUUUGUUGAAAUCUUUAGUGCUCAAGGAAAAAAUCCUGGAGCAAAAUGGAAGAUCCUUGGCAGUCCGUCUGUGAUUUGGAAGGAGUUCGAUAAAGAAGUUAAAAGUUUUGUGUUUGUCCUGGAAGGCAGCAGCCAAACAAACAAAAUUCAAUUACCAAAGGAAAAUAAGCAAAUCCUUGGACUGAUCCAGAGGUUUCUUGUACUUCAGAUUUACAUACCCCUGGGACAAGACUUCUCCACUGAAUUGCUGAAACAUGUAUUGCAAAGACUCCUCCUAAACUUUAUGAGCCUAUUUUACUGUUGCCACUGCAGUCUCUACCACCCUGAAGACUCUGCCGUGACCUUGAAGGAUUUGCUCUUAGGCAGCUGCCCACCCAAGAAACACAGCUGCCAAAAUCCCAAGACUUUGGCUAUAAUGACCUUCAAAUUUGGAAUUACUGAUUUAGGGAACAUCAAAAGAAGAUUGUAUUUAUCAACCGUCCAUAAGGAACUGUCCUCAACCCCUCUUCAUGCAAAAAUCCCACUCUUCAUGAUCAAGCGCAAAAUUUGGUGCAAUCUGUGCAUUGACUUGGUGGCAUUUACCAGUGAAAUAUUCAAGGGAGCAGUUUUCCAGUCAUUGGAUGGAAUUAUUGUCUCAGCUAAUUGUAAGCUACGGAAGAUCUUCACUUUAAAAUCCAAGCCUCAGGACACUGCUGAUAAAGAUGCUGGAUAUGAUGUUCCCCUUCCAACAGAUGAACCUACAGACGUUAUUCCACGAAGCUGCCAACUAACGACAGAUGUUCCACAAGUCACACAGCUGCUAAACAUGACUAAACUCCGCCAAACAGAAAUCAAAUUUGGAGGUCAUCCUCUACGUUCAGCAGAGUCAGAUCAGUUCAUUAACAGAGGAACAGGCAGUGUGCGGAACGGUAAAAGUCAAGAUGUUUGUCAUAUCGCCUUUGGAUCCAAAGUUCUUGGACCACCUCCACUCUCUGGCAGAAGAAAUAACAUGAGGCUGUCCAGUGAGACAAUAAGAUCUGUUGGUUCCAAAAAUAACCAAUCUUGCCGACAGUCUAUGAGAGAGAAUUGUGUUAACAGUAGAGAAAUGUCAACCUUGCUGGUAUCUGAGUCUGAGGAGCAAGGAGAUAAGGAAAAUAUUCGUCAAAUAAAACAGACUGUGCCUAUUCAUGCCAAUCUGCAUGUUAUGCAUCCACAUCCCCCUCAAGAACCAUCAACAGAUAAGAAUAAUAACAGGAGAAGAUUACGGUUAAAAAGCAUCAGCAGAGAAAGGACAGAGACACCCAGCGGCAGUUCUCCAGGGAAUAACAGGAAUGACGAGAAAGCAACAGCUGCCCUCACCUCUGUGUCCCAACAAAGGACAGAGACAUUGCACUCCAGCACUCCGGCACCCCAGUCUCCUGAUCAAGCAGAUGAGUGGAUAUUUCCUGAAAAUGAUGAUCACAUUGCCCAUUUGGCAUACAGCAGACAAUGUUUACUUCUGGAUGAUGACUCCUGCCAGACUUCACACCUGUGGCGAGAAGCUAGCAAGGAAAGUGAACAUGACCAACAAGCAGAGGAAAUCCAGAUUGUUCCAAAGGACAUUUUCACUUUUUCGUCAAGACCACGAUCAGCACCUCAUGGAAAGACUCAGAAUAUGUCCCCAGAGGGGUGCUCGUUUAUUUUGGAUCUGAAAGAGGAUGCCAGUGUAACAAGGAGUGACACCCAGUUGGAAGAGGAUUUUUAUGGCGGUGAUAGCAGCGAAGAGGGUCACCACAGUGUGCAGGGUUCUUCGAGCCCAACAACUAGUCCUUCAGGGUUAACUCAGUUAACGUUAGAGAGCGUGCUGAGGAAGGCUGCAAGGUGGACAAGUAAAGGCUAUCUAAAAAGUGCCUCCCCAGAAGCAGGAGCGUCAGAAAGCCAGACUUCCUUGGCAAAGCAGAUAGAUAGAAACGACUUUCAAAAGAGUUUGGUGCCUACACCGUGCCUUUCUCCCACUGGAAGAAGGAGUGAAUCCUCUCGGAAAACUCCAGCUCCCAUUAUCAAAGCAGAGGACCCACCAGCCCAACAAGUGCCAGCUUCAACAAACAAAACCUCCCUAAAGGAAAUCUUAGGGGAAAAGUUAAAACGGAUUCCUGAAGCAUCUGAAUAUGACUGGAGAAACUAUCAGCCCAGCCAGAUGAGUGAAUCCGAGUUGCAAAUGCUGGCAAGCCUACGGCGGCAACAGAAUGAAGAACUGGAGGACACUGGGGCUUCCCAUGGCCUGAGUGCAUCCCAGGUUGACAACUGUAAUGUCAGCAUAAGUACCAGCAGUGAUGACACAACCACCUGGAACUCCUGCCUGCCGCCUCCUGUCAAUCAGGGUCGUCACUAUCAGAAAGAAAUGAAUCCACCUUCUCCAUCUAACCCCCGAACUUAUAGACUAGUAAGCAACUGAAUCAAAACAAGAAAGGAGCAGAGGGGAGAGUAUCUUCUGUUGAAUGAACAGCGAGCAAUUUUUAAACAGCAGAACCGUUUGUAUUACCAAAAUAGCAGUGAACAAGAAACCUGAGGUCAGUCAACAUCAUGCUAAAAAUGAAGGUCUCAGCUUAAAUAAAAUCACAUUGUGGCUUUCAGUUAAGCAGUGGUAUUUAUGCUAAUGAAGCCCUGUCUUUUGUAGGGGGCAAUUCAUCCCUAAAAAUCCAGCAGGAUUUUUCUCUCUUUUUUUUUAAUAUCUUUUUCUUUAUAGCUUGGGAUGGAGGUGAGGGUGAGAAUCCAUGUGUUGGCCAUUAGCUUUGGAAGAAAAUUCCAUCAUGGUCAGUAUUUUGACUUGUGAACAGUGCACUUACGUUGUGUUUUACCAUUUGUCCUCUUCCAACCUCUUUAACAACACUUUUAUUGAAACCUGAAAUUGCCUUCAUUUUGGAAACGCUAUUAACUCACGUUAAGAGUCCAGAAAAGUUUUGGUUUCUCCUCCUGGAAUAAUAGAGGAAAUGGAAACAAACAAGAACAACCACCAACCGCCAGGUGACGGUCUCUGAAUUUGCUUGUGAUGUUCUAAAUUUCAGUGCCAGCAAAAAAGGAAGUUGCAGCAAAGCAUCAGUAAAUGAAGAUAUUAUGUAUUAGAGAAGGAAUUAAUCUGUCACUUUGACGGAUUGUGAGGCGAAGAGCAGAUUAACAGAUUACUCAUAGUCAGAAGGCAGCUCCGCGUAAAAAAUGUGUGGGAAAUGAUAAGUGUGGGUUUGUGCUGAUUUAAUGAUAUUUUUGAACUACAAUAACACUCUGGUAGGAUAAUAUAAUAAAGCACUUUGCUUGAGUUUUUAAAUCAUCAACAUAUUUCCAAUUUGACCUUAAAAACAUUUGGACCAUUCUCUAUUAAAAUAUGUAGCUUUCCAAUUAGAAAAAGGUACCAUCUAAAAUGCUACAGCAAUGACCCUACAGGAAAUAUCAUUGGCUUAUAAAAUCAGUUCUUUCCUAAACUGGCAUUUGGAAUACAAAUUUUAAUUAUGUUUUAAGCACACUAACACUACAUGUACUUUUUCUUUGGGCAUUUAAAUCACUUAAACAACAAGAAAUUAUCAUCUUCCAACAGCCAUUUCCAGUGAACUGCUUCAUAGACGCCACUGAUUUGUCUUCCUAUUUUCAUUGCAGGGUUUUAGUUUUGUAGUGGAGAUCAUGGAGUACUUACGAAUAAAACCACUAUAUUUUCCCACAGAUAGUGAAUAAAAGUAGUUCAAAUUUGAAUUGAGUGCUCUGAGUCAUAGCAAGAAAUAAGAUAAAUUACUUGUUUCAUUUUAUAUUAUUACAAAUAUUUAUCAGAAAGCAAAACUUUUUAAGAGGUUUACAUUUUUCUAUAAAUAAAAUUGGGAUUUGAAUAGCUCACUUUUAGUUAAUGCGACAAUGAUGGACUGGCAUUGCCAAGAAUUUUCAGAAUAAAAUUUCUGUAAUGCAUUUAAAUGGUUUAUAUUCUAACAUCUUAAUAUUCAAAACCUAAUGUAAGGCUUGAGUUGUUUCAUAUUAUCUUCUCUCAGCUCACCAGUGAUGGCUUUACAUAAUUAGGUACAAUGAAACUUGUAAGGGAGAAAAAUAUUACAUUUUUUGUCUAAACACUGCUAUCUAACCCAAGUGCAAAUAAAUAUACUAAUAUGGCAUGCCCAGGGCUUGAAUCCUAGAUGUGAUUAUGGUUCAAAUUAUGUUUUACAUAUACAGUGAAGACUUUUACCAGAUUCAUCAUGUUUUGUACAUUUCUCCUCUUCUAAUAUAUUAAUACUGUCAACUUAGGGGAAGUAAACAAGCUAAUGUAAAGAGAUAGUCAAUAUUCUUUUUGGUAGAAAUUCUGAAUUGUAUGCAGCAACGUUGUUUGCAUGUUUUCUGGCUUCCUUGCAUAUUUAUCAUCUGCAGUAGUUACUCAUACGAUUUGCCAAAUAUUCCUGACUCUCCCGAUUCUAAGCACAUUGUUGGACUGUAUUUCUGAGUCUGCUUAGAAGUUGGGUGGAGCCAAUUAGCCUAACUAGUUACAGCCAAUGAUUGUGAGCAAAAUUGCCUACACUGUUGCUUGGCUGGAGCAUUUAAUUGUACAUGUAAAACCUUCCAGAAUUCUUUUUCCCUCUGACACUAAGCAGAAACAUUCUGUCAGUCUAGUCACUGAAUGACUAUGAUAAACAGAAUUCCCAUGCUCACCUCUUAUGGACAUUUAACAUGAGCAAGAAAUAAACCUUUGUUGUUUUUAAGCUACUGAGAUUUGAGGGUUGUUUGUUACCAAGCAUAGCCUAGACAUAUUCUGACUGACACAGUUACUAGCUAUGACAUUGAAUAUCUUUUGUCAUUGGAAAUAUGACAUUUCAUAUACUUUCAUAUUUGGAGGUUUAGAAAUUGGUUAAAAUUGUUGAGCUCAGUUUGCACUUCAUUGGCAUACAGCAGAAUAUGUGGUUUUAGGAUGUGAUAUACUGCACUGGUUAAAAGCAUGGUCUCUGGAAUCAAAAUGCCAGAUUUGCAUCCUUGUAAAAUUAUUUUACCUCUCUAAGCAUCACUUAAGUUAUCUAAAAAAUAGGGAUUGUAUUUCAUUACCUACCCUGUAGUGUUAUUGUAAGGAUUAAAUGAGAUAUUGCAUGUAAAGAGUUUUGCACAGGGCCUGGCAUAUGUAUUUUCAUUAAGUGCUAGAAAGUAAUGGUAGUGAUGAUAGGAAUUUAAUAGGGAUAUUAGGAAUAAAGUUUAAAAAAACAGAUCACACUUUGAAGGAAUCAGAGAAUCCUGGAGAGUCUGAAGAGAUUAUAGAGAUAACUUCUGCACAUCUUUGCCAGGGAAGAAGGCUCAGUGUGGCAUCAGGCAGUCCACUCCAUUAUUGAGCAUUCCUUAUACUGAGCUGACAUAGGCUUCUCUAUAACUUCUCCCCACUGAUCCUAGUUCUCUUUCCAGAGUAACAAUGUGAAUCAUCACUCUUUCACAUAAUACCCCUUAAAAUUUUUGAAUAUUGCUGUUUGGUUGUUCCAUUUUCUCCUCAGGUCUCUUACUUCUCCAGCCUCAAGUCCACUUUGCCAUUCCCGGUCCUGGCACAGUCCUAAUCACCUUCCUUUGGACAUCUUUGAGUUUAUCAAAUUGAGGUUCUCUAAUUUGAACAAAAUAAUCUAAUAGUUUGGACUACAGUUAGACCAUUGACCAGGACAUUGUGUAUAUUAGUGUAGCUUGAAUCACACUGAUUUUUUUAGUACCUAUUUUCCAUUAAUGAUUUAUCUUUGGCUUUUGGCUGCCUAAAACUAUCACCAUCUUUCCCCUGGACCAUUGCUAUAGCCUCCUAAGUGGUCUCCCUGCAUCCACAUGUGCUUCUUCACCACAAUCCAACCCACUCCCUCCAGAGCAGCCAGAGUAACCCUUUGUAAACACAGAUCUGACUGUGAGACACCAGUAUUAAAACAUCAAUGGCCUCCCAUAGCUCAUAGGAUAAAGACCAAAAUCUUUCAGUAGCUUGCAAAGCUUAAGUGGUUUGGCCCAUGCCUGCUGGGCCAACCUUAUUUUCUAGCAUUUCCCUCUGGAGAUUUGCAUUUUAGCCACACUGGCCUCCUUUCCUCUUCUCAAACCUGCCAGCCUCAGGGCCUUUGCCCCUUGUUCCCUGUUCCUAGAAUGUUCUUCCCCUACCUUGCUCUCAUUUUGCCUGGUUAAUACCUGUUCAUGCAUGAGAUUUCCUCUCAAGCAUCACUUCCCCUAGGGAGCCCUCGAGUUCCUAUCCAUGUGCUCUCAUAGCACCAUUUAACUUCACGUCACUUAUACAUUUUUGUGUGGUUAUCUGAUUGAUGUUGGGCUCACCCUUCUGUAAGCUCUAAGAGGGUGGGAACUCUGUUUUUGCUCACCACUGCAUUUCAUGCCAGGACCUGACACAAAACUGGAUCUUGAUAAAUACUUGGGGAAUAAAUAUUGGUGUCUGAACCAAUUUUCUUGACUAUCGAGAUCAUUCUGAAUCUCAGUGCUGUCAUCCAGCCUACUCUCUCUCUCAGCCCAGUGUCUUCCAUAAGUUUGAAAAGCAUGCUCACUGUGCUCACAGGACAUUUACUGCAACCUUAAAUAGAUCAGAGCUGAAUGUAAAGCCCUUUGGUCCUCCAUUAAAAAUCUUUCACCAUGUUAAUACUGAUCUACAGCAAUUUAGAGUGAUAUGAUUUUAGGGGAGGAAAAACUUUUUUUGUCUGCCUUCCUAGGUUCUGCACCUAGGCCCUGAAAAUUAAACUGUAACAGGCAGAUUAACAAGAGUAAAGCAUACAAAUUUUAUUUAUGUGUGUAGCACACAUACACAAGGGAGAAACUCAGUGAUGAGUAACUCAAAGGGUUGGUUAGAACUCGAGGCUUCUAUAGCAUCUU